Molecule: messenger RNA, 1954 nt
Organism: Triplophysa rosa
Lineage: Eukaryota; Metazoa; Chordata; Actinopteri; Cypriniformes; Nemacheilidae
Exons: 5
Coding region: 234-962 (242 amino acids)
Source: RefSeq, a predicted model, not a curated record
GACAACAGAAGCACGGCCACUCCCCUUUCCUGAGCUCCAAGGGGCUGAAAUUUAGGGGAAGCCCAAGCUUUAAAAGUUUCAUUUCAUUUGCAAAGAACCUGGAGUCAACACCUUGCCUGUCUCUCACCAGCAAACACACAGCAGCUGGACACACCAGCCCAUUAGGCACGGAUAUCAUCGACCUGUGAGGAUCACAGCAUCUAGUUUCCUUUUAGCCACUGUACUGUACGUGGAUGAGGAUGACAGCCUCGAAGUCUUCUCAGACUACCCGCAAUAUCGUGAUCGCCAUCCUCGCCAUCUGGUCCAUCAUCUCUAUUAUCAUCAUUGUGGUGUGGGCAACCUCGGCGGACAUGAAAAGUGCCAGCCAGUGUCGUGCGGAGAUGCAGGAACUCAGAGAGAAGCACGAAGGGUCUAAAGUUGUGUGGACCAAAGACAGAAGGGCUCUUGAAGACCUGGUAAGGCAGGGAUGGAAAAAUCAGAGUGUCUUACAGAGGCAAAUCGACCAGCAAAAGGAGCAGUUGCGAUUUCUCAACCUGUCCCUCGAGGCCAGCCAGCAAGAAAAUAUAAUUCUGUACGGUAACAUCACGGUUUUGAAGGGCAAGAUUGAAGAAUACAAAGUCACGGUGGGAAACCUCAGCGCUGAAAUCAGCCUGCAAAAAGACCAGAUUGAAGGCCUUGAGCAUAACCUGACCCUGAAGGCCCAAGAAUUGGACUCGUGCGGGGCUUUACACAUCGCUGCCGUACAGCUCCAAAACGCUGCGGAGAAACAGCACAAGGCCUGUGAGACGUCCAAGCAGUUUUUACAGAAGCAACUGACAAAGUGCAAAAAUACAGAUAUCCAUGAGGAGGAUACAGCUCCAUAUCACUUUGCAAUCAAUGAAGACAAUGGAGCCCAGAGUAUCACUACAAGUAGCGUUACAUUGGCAAUGAUCCUUUGCUUAAGUCUGCUUCUGGUACCAUAGAUGAGAGGAAGACUGGAUGAUGGAGUAUCUGGGUACACGUUUCAGUGCAACACUGUUCUGAGGAUGCCGCCAGGUGCACUUGUAACCCUGGACUUGAAGCACAUUUUAUUCUACAUUUGCAAUAAAGAGCACUGAAGUCAAUUCGAUUAGUAUAUUCAGUGUCAGUCAAGUUAGUUUCAUCGCAAAGGGUUUUUGCUGACAUUCAAAAAAUGUAAGCUGGGUGAGAUCGGAACGCUAGAUUCACUUCAUACAACUAUAUGCUGUACUUCAUUGGUGUUCACUUUUUUAAAUCUUUGUUUUUUUCUUUAUGAAAAUAUAUUGAAGUUUAACUUCUAGACGUUUGAGAUUUGACAGACCUAUUUAUUGGAAUAACCAGGAUAAAAUAGCAAAAAGAUAUUAAUGUUAAUUAAUUUGUUUUACCACUGUUAAAAAAAUUCUUUAAAGCUAUUUUUAGAUAAAGUUACAACUAUAACUAUUAAAGAUAAUAUACUUCUAAUAAAUUGUUCCAUCUUUUCAAGUUUACAGUAGUAACAAUAACAGAUUUAUUUUAUAAAAACUGUACUAUUUCUCACUGUGGUAAUUUUGAGGAAAGACAUUCGAGAUGCACCAAAGCUUUAUGUUAUGACUGAUACAGGUAUACUGCCAUUUGUCUGGAUGCAGAAUCAACCAGUUAAAGGAGACGUAGAAAUACUAAGAGGCAUGUUUGUCACAAUUUAUCUCAUUGUGUCCCAAUCCACAGACUGUCACCUGAAAUACGUGUGUCAAAGACAAAACCAGCAUGGGAUACACUGAGACAGAAUAAAUUGUUUUUUGUGUGUUUUGUUAUUACAUUUAUUUUAUGCUAGUAAAGAAAAAUGAACUGUAUUUGUCUGGUCAAAUGAUCCAGCUGAAUCUAUGCAGUGUUAAACAAAAAAGCUUUCAUUAGUCUACUGAAAUGAAGUCUUCAUCUUUGUGAGUGUACAUGUUUUAAAAAAUAAAAACGACUGAGAACA